AUGUUACAAGGAAUCAAUUCGAUCACAUACCUACCUCUUCCGGAUUCCCUCCAAGCCACUAUUAAACAGGCAAUAAGUGCAAUAUCUGGCAAAGUUAUUUCUCAUUCGGAGCCAUAUGCCUCGAAAUUUGACCUUCCUAACAAUGAUGAGGUAAAAUUGGUUGUGGAGGAGGCAAAGAAGGCUUAUCAAAAGGAAAAGCUACCGCGUGACUUUUCUAUUUUAUCAUUGCAUGGGGCCGUCUUUAGAGGGAGGUGGAAAUCUGGUGGGCUCAAUGACACUGUUAUUGUCCCACUUAUAGAUCACCAUGCUGAAGUUAUUGCAAGGAAUGAAUCUGGGGAUGAGAAAAGACUAGAUUGGAAUUGGAAAAGUGCUAUAUUUGUGCAAAGAUUAACAUUUUUCGAGAUUGAAGGUGAAAAUAAGAUUGGUGCGAUAAUCCUUCAAUUUAGGCGAUAA
Trichophyton benhamiae CBS 112371 is the source of this 453-nucleotide messenger RNA. RefSeq lists its product as uncharacterized. The record is from RefSeq and is a predicted model, not a curated record. NCBI's taxonomy places the organism in Eukaryota, Fungi, Ascomycota, Eurotiomycetes, Onygenales, Arthrodermataceae. The transcript has 2 exons. Bases 1 to 453 code for a protein of 150 amino acids.